AUGGGGGCUCUCUGCUCUCACAAAAAAUCACUUGCCUCAUGCCUGUUUCUUAUGUCAAGCGUAAUCAACAUUUUCUUUUGGGUUGGAUGUUCGUGCCUGGAGAGAGAAAGAGCAGCUCUCUUGGCAUUCAAAGCUUCUUUCCUUAAUCAAAUCUACGCAUAUGAGCAAUUAUCUCUUUCAUGGGAGGGAACGGAUUGCUGUGGCUGGUUGAGAGUGACGUGCGGUAAAGAGGGUCAGGUUGUUGGUUUGGGAUUGCAUGCUUUGGGAGUUCUUGAUAUCAAUCUCACUUCUCUUCUUCGGCUUGAAGGACUUCAGUUCCUCGAUCUUUCAGACAACAACUUGCGUGGUUCAUUGUUCAUUAAAGAGCUUUACAGGCUAAAGAAGUUGCAAACUUUGGACUUAUCGUACAAUUCAUUUGAAGGCGCAAUGCCAGUGGAGAUAGGUUUGCAAUCGUCGUCCCUCGAAGUGCUUUAUUUAUCUUCGAAUCAACUUGGAAGCCUACCUUCUUCUUUGGGCAACCUUUCCCAUCUUAAGGAGCUCGAUCUAAGUCACAAUGAGCUCAACGGAAUUAUUCCUCCUUUAUUGGGUAGUCUCUCAUCUCUUGAAGAACUUUAUCUAAGUGAAAAUGAAUUUCGAGGUGGACUAUCUCGAUUUCUUGGCAAUUUAUCCUUUCUCCAUUUGGUCUAUAUUGAUCAUAAUAACCUUUCAGAAGCCAUCCCUCCAGAACUAUCAAAGCUUCGAAAUUUACAGUUUUUGGACCUCUCCA
Molecule: messenger RNA, 766 nt
Organism: Amborella trichopoda
Lineage: Eukaryota; Viridiplantae; Streptophyta; Magnoliopsida; Amborellales; Amborellaceae
Product: receptor-like protein EIX2
Molecular function (GO): protein binding
Source: RefSeq, a predicted model, not a curated record